Molecule: messenger RNA, 2135 nt
Organism: Rosa rugosa (rugosa rose)
Lineage: Eukaryota; Viridiplantae; Streptophyta; Magnoliopsida; Rosales; Rosaceae
Product: BTB/POZ domain and ankyrin repeat-containing protein NPR1-like
Biological process (GO): regulation of jasmonic acid mediated signaling pathway; regulation of salicylic acid mediated signaling pathway; defense response to bacterium
Cellular component (GO): cytoplasm; nucleus
Molecular function (GO): protein binding
Source: RefSeq, a predicted model, not a curated record
UGGUCAUGACGAUCACCGAAAACUCGCCAACAGAUUCAAAGACUUUAACCGGAAUACGAUGCUUGUUUUUGAGUCCCAACACAAAAACACUUUUUGAUCUGGUGGUUGUGAAGCUGUGAGUUGUGAUUUGAUUGUAAGGACAAAUCGAAUUGAAUUCGUAGCCUUUUUGAGUGAUCGAGCCUUUUGACUCUUUUGUAUUCACUCAUCGUCACCCAUGUUCUAAGCUCAUGUGAUGUGAUCAUCCAUGGCGCUUUCACGUAUUUAAUCAGCCAUUGCCCUCAUUACUCGACCAAACCAAUAUUCUCCAUUUUAUGUUCAAGUUCAACUCUGGUACUUGCCAUGGAAUAUACGAAAACUUGUUUUUCGGAUUCCAACGAGGUUGUUAGCAGUAGCAUAAGUAUAGCUCACCACCACUCUCCCUCUUCUUCUUCACCUCCUCCUGAUAUCACAUCCCUCAAGCACCUCUCCGAUAACCUCGAACUGAUAGUUGACUCCUCGUACUUUGCCGACGCCAAAAUCGUCGUCAGCAACGGCCGGGAAGUCCCCGUCCACCGCUGCAUCCUCGCCGCGAGGAGCUCGUUUUUCAAGAACGUCUUCUCAGCUAAAGAAGGCAGUAGCUCUAUUAGGUUUGAAUUGAAGAAGUUGGCGAAGGAAUACGACGUUGGAUUGGACUCACUGUUGGCUGUUUUGGGUUACUUGUACAGCGGCAAGCUCAAGUCUUUCACUAAAGGCGUUUGUGUUUGUGUAGACGACUCUUGUGCUCAUGUUGCUUGUCGUCCCGUCGUUGAUUUCAUGGUGGAGGUUCUCUAUGCUUCUUCAACAUUUCAAAUCUCAGAACUGGUCACUCUUUACCAGAGGCAUUUGCUUGAUAUUCUUGAAAAAAUAGCCAUAGAUGAUGUGUUGGUGGUUCUGAGUGUUGCGAAUAUGUGUGGUAAAACUUGUGAGAGAUUGGUGGAGAGAUGUAUUGAGAUGAUAGUGAAGUCUGAUGUUGAUAUUGUCACUCUUGAGAAAGCAUUGCCUCAAGGAUCCGUGAAGCGAAUCACGGAUUCGAGGUUGGCUCUUGGCCUGGACAGUUCUCGGAGCAGUAAUGCUGCGAGUAACUUUCCGGAUAAGCACACAAAGAGGAUACACAGGGCUUUGGAUUCUGAUGAUGUUGAGUUGGUUCGAAUGCUGUUGAAAGAGGGGCAUACGAAUCUUGACGAUGCACAUGCACUUCACUAUGCUGUGGCAUACUGUGAUGCAAAGACCACAGCAGAGCUGCUUGAUCUUGGAAUUGCGGAUGUGAAUUGCAGGAACCUGAGGGGUUACACUGUGCUGCACCUUGCGGCGACCAGGAAGGAGCCUAAGAUCAUUGUGUCACUACUUACCAAAGGUGCUCGUCCCUCGGAUCUUACAUUGGAUGGGAGGAAAGCUCUUCAGAUCACUAAGCGUCUUACCAGAGCUGCGGAUUUUUUCAACUCGAGUGAGAGGGGAACUUCUUCCAAUGACCACUUGUGUAUAGAGAUAUUGGAGCAAGCAGAAAGGAGGGAUCCAGUGCUUGGAGAAGCUUCUCUUUCGCUUGCAAUGGCUGGCGAUGAUCUGCGUAUGAAACUCUUGUACCUUGAGAACAGAGUUGGACUGGCAAGGUACCUGUUCCCCAUGGAAGCAAAGAUUGUAAUGGAUAUUACUCAACUUGAUGAAACUUCAGCGUUUCCAUUAGCCUGCCUGAUCCCGAAUAAUCUUGCCGGUUCCCAGAGAACAACUGUGGACUUGAACGAGGCACCCUUCAAGAUUAAGGAAGAACACCUUGCCAGACUAAGAGCACUGUGCCGAUCUACGGAAAUUGGGAAACGGUUCUUUCCUCGUUGUUCAGAAGUACUGAACAAGAUCAUGGAUGGUGAUGAAGUGUCACAGCUUACAUACACACGGAAUGACACUCCAGAAAUAAGGCUCUCAAAGAGAAAAAGGUACAUGGAAAUCCAAGAAGUACUAAGUAAGGCUUUUGAUGAAGAUAACACAGGAAAUUGAUCGUUCUGGAAUGUCAUCAUCCUCAUCUUCUACAUCAGCACGAGUAGUAAGGCCUAAGCUCACUAUCGAUCGACAUUCGAAACAAACUUGAAAGAACGAAGGGGGUAGAAACUUAUUGUCAUUCUGUA